Molecule: messenger RNA, 2640 nt
Organism: Perca fluviatilis (European perch)
Lineage: Eukaryota; Metazoa; Chordata; Actinopteri; Perciformes; Percidae
Gene: slc10a3
Product: solute carrier family 10 member 3
Exons: 1
Coding region: 469-1881 (470 amino acids)
Biological process (GO): bile acid and bile salt transport
Cellular component (GO): membrane
Molecular function (GO): bile acid:sodium symporter activity
Source: RefSeq, a predicted model, not a curated record
ACUCGAGCAAGCUUUAAGGAACUAGCCGUGAGCAGCAAGCAAAGGGUAGCGGAGCUCCGAUGCUCUCCGAUUUCAUCAACCGCGGAGACGAUAAGAACGGGAGACGAGGCGAGGCUUUGGUUUACCGAGACAGAAAUAUUCCCUCCGAGUAGACAAAGGGAAGCCCGUGAGAGAGCCGUGUGUGUGUGUGUGUGUGUGUGUGUGUGUGUGUGUGUGUGUGUGUUUCCUGCGGGCUGCUGCUGUACAGGACAGGGCGGGGCGGGGUGAUGUUUAGGUUCCGGUAUAAAGGCAGCGAGAAAAUGGGAACCAGACGAGAUGUGGAGCCCGCUGCCGAAGCUGUUGUUUCAUACCGGAGACUAGAAUGAGAAGUGGACCGUCCUGGUUUAACAGGGCGGCGGUGUAACCGUGUGGGGAGGCCGCUGGGCAGGCAGAGGAGAAGCGCCCCUCCGCCCCUUGUACGUCAAUAAGAUGAGGACGCUAUUUACGUUAUUCUGCUGUGUCUUCCUUAUUACCGGCGGAGCAGACCGGGCCACCGGGAACCUAACCGUCGACAGCAGUAACGACACCAGCCUGACGGCCGACAGCAGCAGCAGGUAUAUCGCGAUCGGCGACGGGUCUUCGCAGGAGUUUGAGUUUCCUGAAAACACCAACGGAGUGAUUGUGAUCUCCAGCCAGUACCGGAGCGCUGCUGCGAGCAGGAAGGGCCGCCAGAGCUGGAAGCAGACGGUAACAGUCCGCUCCCUGGACCCGGAGGUCCUCUCCAUACUUAAUGUGACGGAUAGCGGCCACGCAGGGCCGGCCAAGAGCUACAUUAUCAGCAUCCGCUCCGGGUUCCCAGGCAGGGCUCAGUUACAGAUCCAGCUGCUGGACCUGGACCAGGACUCGGUGCCCGUUCUGGUCGAAGAGAGGACGGAUUACUCCAUCAGAGUGGCGCCUGGUACCGAUGACCCGGCCACCCGGCUCGUCCAGUCGGGUGGCCUGUCCCAUUUCUCUGAGAACCCCGUGCUGUUUGCCCUGCUGCCCCUCAUCUUCGUCAACAAGUGUGCGUUUGGGUGCAAAGUGGAAGUGGAGGUUCUGCGGGGUCUGCUGAGGAGACCCGUGCCACUGCUGCUCGGGGUGCUGGGUCAGUUCCUGGUGAUGCCGUUGUAUGCCUACUGUGUAUCCCGGCUGGCCUCGCUGCCCAAAGCGCUCUCCCUGGGCCUGGUCAUCACCUGCUCUGCCCCGGGGGGCGGCGGGGGCUACCUGUACAGCCUGCUGCUCGGAGGAGACGUCACCCUGGCUAUCUCCAUGACCCUGGUGUCCACGGUGGUGGCGGCGGCCGCCAUGCCUCUGUCAUCCGCUCUGUAUGGUCGGCUCCUGGGCGUGCACGCUGCCCUGCACGUGCCCUUUGUGAAGAUCCUCGGCACCCUCCUGUUCAUCGCCAUCCCCAUCUCGCUGGGCAUGCUGGUCAAGCUGCGCCUGCCCGCCCUCACACGCGUCCUGCUGGCUCUCAUACGACCCUUCAGCUUCGCGCUCAUCGUGGGGGGCAUCUUCAUGGCCUACCAAAUGGGCGCGUCCAUCCUGGCCAACGUCAAGCCCCAGAUCGUGGCAGUAGGGGUGACCGUGCCUUUACUGGGGCUGUUGGUUGGGGCCAUCAUGGCCAAGCUGGCAGGUCUGGCCCCAGCGCUGAGGAAGACGGUCAGCAUCGAGGUGGGGGUCCAGAACAGCCUGCUGGCUCUCGCCGUCAUGCAGCUGUCCUUCCGCCGGGUGGAGGCGGACUUUGCGUCCCAGGCGCCCUUCAUCGUGGCCCUCAGCAGCACCUCGGAGAUGCUGCUCAUAGUUGUGGGGUACUACGCCCAGCGGAAGUUGUGUGGGUCUGUCGUCCCCAGGAGUGACGCCUGAUUGUAGCCACAGUUCUUUUUGUUUUUGUCAGGGGCAUCGGACUGGGGGGGGGGGGAAGGGGACUGAGUACCCAGGGCCCUCAAGUGAGGAGGGCCCAAAAAGAUGCUAGAAUGAAUAGCUGUGGAUGCAGGGAGGGGCCCGUAGAAAAUGCCUUUCUACAGGGCCCAGAGUUUUGUGCUACGCCCCUGGUUUUUGUUAAGAACUUUUUGAAGAAUGAAGUCUUUAAAACCUGUGGAAAUGUUGUGUCCCGGUCUUGGCUACGAGACCCCCAACAAUCACCGAUCCAGUCAUCACUGUUGGUGGUACACAGGACAGUGAAUGGACUUUUUGUGUUUUUCCGUUUUUUGUUUUCGUAUUUUUCAUGAAAACCAAAGGCCUUUUACCCCCUUCUGAGACCUUUUUUGUGUGUUUAUUUUACAGUAUGUACUUUUUAAAAUCAGAUUAUACUGUGAGGUACUCAAUGUAAAUAUUCCUAAGAAGAGACAUACCUAUAAAAGAAAAGCUAUUUUUCUACCAGAUUACUUUUUGUAAUCAAAAAGCAAAGAUUGAUUUGCAUCAUGUUUACAAGAGGUCCAUGUGUCUUAGCCUGGGGGAGAAUUUUGGGGUUAAAUGGAAUCGUUUGGGAAUCAAACAGGAACAUGAUGAUGAUUAUGAAAGUAUUUGCUACUGAUUGUGUUUUCCUGGAUCUGCGAAUCCAUGUACUUGAAUAUGGGAGAGGAGAAAUGAAGAAAAAGUAAAUAAAAACAUUGUUAAAGCAGG